AUGUUCUGGUCAAAUCAUGUCCCCUUUGCAGGGCUUUGCUCUCUGUUUCUCGACGUCGCUUCUGCGCAGACAAAGUACGAGGUUCAAAAACCUCCACUUGAUACCGACUGGACUUACAAGGUCGGCACCAAUCCUUGGCCGGAACAUCCGCGGCCGCAGCUCAAGCGCGAUGCCUGGCAGAGCCUGAAUGGCAUUUGGACAUGGAGCGGCCAUGGUGAUCUCAGCAAUCCGCCCAAGGGGGGCCCUCUUGAUCGCGAGGUGCUGGUUCCCGCCUGCAUCGAGAGCGCCCUGUCGGGAUUGCAGAUCCUCGACGAGCGCGAGUUUUGGUACCAGAGGUCAUUCGAGGUAUCGGAUGACUGGAAGAAUCAGACUGUUCUACUUCACUUUGAGGCCGUCGACUAUAACUCAACCGUAUUCGUCAAUGAGAAAGAAAGGACGACGCACAUUGGGGGCUACGACCGCUUCACUGUUGACGUGACGGAGGACAUCAAGUUUGGUGAGUCGAAUGAGCUGCUCGUCUUUGUGAACGACCCGACAGACGAUCAAGUUAUCCCCAUUGGCAAACAGACCUUGCGGCCGAGUCACAUCUUCUAUCGCUCCUGCUCGGGUAUCUGGCAGCAAGUCUGGCUCGAGGCCGUUCCGAAAGACUACAUCACCGAUCUCGACCUCACUGCGGGUGCAGAUGGUGAAGGUCAGCAAUCCCCUGUUCCCGGUGUCUUAUCCGCUGACCAUUCUGUUCCAGUUACCGCAACAGUCCACACUUCUCAAGCGUCUGGCAAAUCCGCCAAAGUGGUGAUCGAAGCCAGCGACGGUACGAAACUGGCCUCCCACGAAGGAACGACCGAUGAAGAAUUCACUUUCACCGCCAAGUCGCCGAAACUUUGGUGGCCCGACUCCCCCACGCUUUACAACAUAACCGUAACACUUAACAGCGGAGACACGGUACACAGUUACACCGGCUUUCGAACUAUAUCCAAAGGUAAAGUUGAGAACGUCACACGGCCACUUCUCAACGGUGAGUUUGUGUUUCAGUUUGGAACUCUCGACCAGGGUUUCUGGCCCGAUGGAUUGUACACGCCGCCGAACAGGGAGGCCAUGGUCUCCGAUUUGAAGCUUCUGAAGAAGUUUGGCUUCAACAUGGUUCGCAAACAUAAGAUCAAAUAUGAGCCUCAUCUGUUUUACCAAGCAUGCGAUGAGCUUGGCCUGCUGGUCAUCCAAGAUAUGCCCAGUCUGCCUGCAGACGGCAACCGCAAGCCCAACGACGCGCAGCAAGCCGAGUUCCAACGACAGUUCGAGAUUCUUGUGAAACAACACAAGAGUUACACUUCAAUCGUCACAUGGGUCAUCUACAACGAGGGCUGGGGUCAGCGAGAUGGGUCUCCUGAGAAGAGCUUGACUGAGCUGCUGCAGAAGCUUGACAAGUCGAGACUCAUCAACUCUAUCAGCGGAUGGAACGACCACGGAUUCGGAGACUUCCACGACAAUCACAACUAUGCAGCACCUCAAUGCGGCACGCCAUUCUACUCGCAACCCAAGACCCCAUAUGAUCCUGAGCGCAUCGGUAUUGCAGGCGAGUACGGUGGCAUCGGUCACAACGUCUCGAUUGACCACCUUUGGAACGUCAAGCAAGCCAUCGAUAGCAUCCCCGAGACAUACGAAAUCAACGAGAACCUCGACUCAUAUAAUUAUCGAUCCGGCGUCUUAUUCCGAGAUAUUCGCGAGCAAACUCAGCGUUUCGCUUGCAGUGGUGCCGUAUAUACCCAGACGAGCGAUGUUGAAGGCGAGGUGAAUGGUCUGAUCACCUACGAUCGUCGGUUCGUGAGACCAGAUGUUGAGAAAUGGCAGAGUGAGAUUGCCAGUGUAUACAAGGCUGCAGCUUCUCGAGGCGGGCGUGAGUCUGAUGGGAAUGGGAAGAGAGCAGCCGAAUCGUUACUGGACUUGUAG
Fusarium musae is the source of this 1944-nucleotide messenger RNA. RefSeq lists its product as uncharacterized. The transcript is spliced from 6 exons. Gene Ontology annotation, molecular function: hydrolase activity, hydrolyzing O-glycosyl compounds. The record is from RefSeq and is a predicted model, not a curated record. Bases 1 to 1944 code for a protein of 647 amino acids. Lineage: Eukaryota; Fungi; Ascomycota; Sordariomycetes; Hypocreales; Nectriaceae. Gene Ontology annotation, biological process: carbohydrate metabolic process.